Molecule: messenger RNA, 1745 nt
Organism: Paraphaeosphaeria sporulosa
Lineage: Eukaryota; Fungi; Ascomycota; Dothideomycetes; Pleosporales; Didymosphaeriaceae
Exons: 4
Coding region: 167-1540 (457 amino acids)
Source: RefSeq, a predicted model, not a curated record
CGCGAGUCCGUCUCACCGCAUUAGGUUUCUGGCGGGCCAUCCCAGACCUGCUCACAGCUCUGACCUUGCUUUUAGUGCUCAUGCUGCCAGCCAUCACAUAACAUGCAGGUGUCUCAACAUGCGUAUCGAUGGGUGAUACACCAGUCUUCCACUGUCGUUCGGGGGUAUGGCGCCCGUCAAAGACGAACACUUCUUGCCCGAGAUAUGGGCAUUGUUUACGCUGGGAUCGCUAUGGGUAGUGAUGCGGUUCGCCGUGCGAAUUCGGACCUUCGGACUCUAUGGCCUGGGAAUCGACGACGGGUUCGCCUUCAUCGCACUGUUCUGCUGGGCUGUCAUCAUCGCAGGAAUAAAUUGCACCUACUACACAGCGACCAACAUUGACUACAAGCCAGAUGAAGUGUGGGCCUUGACUCCCGAGCAGGUGAAGGGCGCAGAAUGGGGGUCUAAGUUCUACAUCAUCACGCUAUACGCGUACAUCGUCAUGGUCUUCAGUCUCAAAGCCAUUGUCAUCAUCCUAUACCAGCGCCUCGCGUUCGGAUCAUGGCAGAAGAAGCUGCUCAAGUUCACCAUCAUACUGUGCGUAUGCGGUUCCGUUGCGACGACGCUCAUGCUCAGUUUGAUGUGUUUGCCAUACUCGCGGAGAUUCCGUGUACAGCCGCUGCCAGACGACAAGUGCACUGCUUCGCCGUCCUUCUUCGUUGUGCUGAGCUGCUUCAACGCAACGACGGACGCGUUUCUUCUCGCUAUACCGGUUCCUCUUCUAUGGACCCUCCGGAUGCCUUUGCACAGGCGACUGUUGGUCUUCGCCUUGCUAUCAUCUGGUAUAUUUGUCAUGGCUGCGUGCAUCACUCGCGUCUCGCUGACGGUCGUUCCCAAUAUCACAGUCCGCAUUAUCGCACGUUGGGGCGCACGUGAGCUUUCCAUCGCACUGGUUGCUGUCAACUCCGCCAGUCUCCGUCCAAUGUUCCGUAAAUCCUUCUGGCAUCGUCACAAGCCUAUUCUCCCCCGAGGCCAUCCCCGUCAAAAGCGCAACGUAUACACCUUCGCCUCUGCGCACCGUAUAAGCCAGGCACUAAAACGAGGACACUAUCGCGACCACGAUCUGAACUCCACCUCCGUCGGCCAGUCUACGCUCCAACGGUUCGCACAGUCGCAAGCCAGCACCAUGUUCGAAGGCCCAGAAGAGAUCCCCGCACGUCCGCAGCCCUCCUUCCAACCGCACUCUUCGCGACGACGCCGCUUGUUCAAUUCAAUAAGCAGUCUCGGCAGUAAUGUUAUCAGCAAUGUCGUGCGGAGCCGACUCGUGUCUCGUACCGUUCCUAGCCAGGGCGCAGAUCCGACGGACGUUGGCACGGAGAGUAGAAAAGAUGCGGAGAAAUGGGCGGCCGACUUGGAAAAAGGGAAGAGGGCGAAUGAGAUGGUGCGGAGUGUGACAGCGAACAGCCCGUUCCCAGGAUUCUCGCAUAGGAAUUCUGGACUGGGUGUGCUGCCCAGUGCUACCACCACCAUGCAGAGCGCUUCUCCUGGCAAGUCACCCUGAGUGAAUCUGUGCUGCUGAGUACCUGAAGUAUAAAAUGGAAUUGGGCGUACUGUUUCCGUAAUGCUAGCGUCAAAGAGCCGAACUCGAGAGCUACGGGGUGGCCGGUAAUUUGUCUAUAAGAUGGAGGAGCAUCUAUCAUGGUCGAGAGGUAGUCAAAGAGGUGCAAUGCUCCCCGAAAGGAUCAACUAAUAGAGUCGAGACCGAG